This is a messenger RNA of Abrus precatorius (Indian licorice), 3823 nucleotides long. RefSeq names its product protein LONGIFOLIA 1-like. The transcript has 6 exons. Gene Ontology annotation, biological process: regulation of monopolar cell growth. The record is from RefSeq and is a predicted model, not a curated record. The coding region runs from base 621 to 3746 and encodes 1041 amino acids. Lineage: Eukaryota; Viridiplantae; Streptophyta; Magnoliopsida; Fabales; Fabaceae.
UUGAGGACUAUUGACCCAAUAGAACAUUUCUCACCCUUUUUUGUCUUUAGCUGUGAGAAUAUAUAAAUUAUAGAAUGAAAUUCCUGCUCCAGCUCUGAGGUGGUUGCACAUUUUGAUGAUUCUCCAUUUCUUCACUAAGGACUAGGGAGAAAGUAUUAGCAGAAUUCUUCUUGGAUCUGCAUAUAUUCAUUUGCAGUCUACAAUAUUGGAAGUAGUUUCGUUUAGCUGAGGAUGGAAAUUGGAAGUAACUUCUUUCUGGAUGCUGCAUAUGAAACUACAUAAAUGUGGAAACUUGCUCACCAUCCCAUUGACUUGUAGUUAUCAGGUUCAACUCAUCAUGAAGUAUGGCCUGGACUAAAUUUGCGUGUGUAAAGGAAGAGAAAGGAGGUUCAUUUACUCAUCAUUAAACACAAGGGACCCCCUUGAGCUGUCUAAAAUCCUGGAUUCUAUGUUGUAUUAUUAGAAUCUGCAACCUUUCAGAAAGUGUUUGCAGUUUGAGUAGUUGUCUUGCGUUUGUAGAUCUGAGUGUAACAAAUGAUAAAACUUUUAUGAAGAGGGAGUAAUUGUAAUUGAUUGUGGUAGUUGAGAAGUUGAGUUUAAUUGGAAAAAAAGAGGUAGAUAUGUCUGCAAAGUUCCUACAUUCUUUAGCAGAUGAUAACCCAAAUUUGCAAAAGCAGAUAGGAUGCAUGACUGGGAUUUGCCAACUCAUUGAUCGUCACCAUAUUAUUACUGCUCACCGCGUUAGCCAGAAGAGGCAUCCUCCUGAUAAUUCCCACUUCAAUUGUGACAGCCGGGAAAGAGGUUCUAAUAGCAUACACCAUCGACAAUCAGCAGCGGAUAUGAGAUUAAGCAAUAGUGUGAGUGAAAAACAAAGAAUUUCAACAGAAUCAUCAAGACCCUCGUUCUCUUCUUCUUGUUCAUCAUCAAUAUCCUCUCUGAGCUACAAAGCUCGGGCUGAUGCACCCUUUGAACGAAUUGUUUUUCGUGAAACUCCGAUGAAGGAGCCAGUUAUGAACCAAACAAGUAUCUCUCCGCAUAUAGGAUGUCACUCCCUUGACCUGAGGGACGCGGUGAAGGACUCAAUGUAUAGGGAGGCCAGAGGACUAUCCAAUGAUAAGGAUAUCUCAAGACCUCUUCAGUUGUCCAAAUCUAUCAACGGAAAACAAAGUGUGCCUAUUGAUCUAAAGCAGUCUCUCCAAGUCCUUGCUAAACUUAGAGAAGCACCUUGGCAUUAUGUUGAAUCUAGAGAACUUCCAAGAUUAUCAUAUGAAGUCAAAGAUCAACAUUGGUAUUCCAUCUCAAAGGAUGCUCCUAGAUUUUCAUAUGAUGGAAGAGAAACUAGUGGUAUAUCUUUUGAAUCACAUGAUUCUACCAAAUGCCCACCAAAGCUAAAAGAGCUUCCUAGACUUUCUCUGGACAGUAGGGAAGGUGCUUGGCGCGCACACAGCUCUAAUUCAAAACCCACUAACCUCUCAAGAAAUUUCAAUACAAGUGGUGCUUCCAACUCAUUUGACAACAUUUCUAGUCAACAACAGCCUUCAGCAACCCGAAGCCGGCCACCUAGUGUUGUAGCAAAAUUGAUGGGCUUGGAACCAUUGCCAGAAUCAUAUUUGGCCAGUGAUACUAAGUCAAGUUUGAGUGAAACUGGCUCAACUCAAGGAAAUGAUCAGUGUUCAAAAGAUGGACUCAUCAUGCCGCUUCGAGUUUCUGAUUCUGCUAAAAGCUCAGUGAAAGACCCAACUUCUCCGCGUUGGAAGAAUCAUGAUUUGGUUGUGAAACCAAUCUCAAGUUCAAGGCUUCCUGUUGAACCAGCACCAUGGAAACUGCAGGAUGGAAACCAAAGCUCUCAGAAACAAACUUCCAGGACCAUAAAAGCUACAACAAUAACACCAGAAGAUUCAUUUCCUUCAGUUUAUAGUGAUAUUGAGAAGAGAUUGAGUGAUCUUGAAUUUAAACAAUCAAGAAGGGAUCUCAGAGCACUCAAACAGAUACUGGAAGCAAUGCAAGUAAAAGGGCUGCUAGAGGCCAGAAAAGAAGAACAAACUUCAAAUGUUGAUGGAAAUAAAAGAUACAAUGAACCAAAACCGACUCUAAUUCAUGAUUCGGUGUCAGUAAGGCAACAAAUAAUCAGAGGAUCUGACUCAGCAAAGACUUUAGAAUCGCCAAUUGUGAUCAUGAAACCAGAAAAACAUACUGAGAAAACUGGAAUUUCUGCUUCUUCAAUCUUUCAAAUUGAAGGACAUUCUGAUUCCCAUACACUUCAGAGUAGUGGUGUGCAUGCACAUGAUAAAAAGAGGACAGUUUUCGGUCGAAUAGAAAAAGAUCAGUCUCUUAGAAGUAGUCACAAGGACUCUCCUACCAAUUUUAGUGAAAAGAAAGCAAGUAGUAGCAAGUGCAAGGCUAUAAAAUCAGCGCAAUCUCAACCAAGGUCGGAAAAGAACUCAGGAUCAGUGAGCCCAAGAAAAUCUCGGCUUAAUACACCACCAUCAGAUUUAAAUAAAUCCAGAAAGCAAUCCUGUAAGCAGACAACAGAAUCAGGUUCUCCCGGUCGAAAACUGAGACGUAAAGUCCCUAGUUCACAAUACAUUGAUGACCAACUUAGUGAGACUAGCAAUGAAUUGAGAAGUUUAAGUUGCCAGUGGGAUGAAAUGUCUCUUCAAUCAGAUAGUAUUACAGUUGACUCGAAGAUGGAUAUUGAAGACACCAGCAAUUCACAAUCUGCUGAAAUUAUUGAUUGCCAGAACCCGUCUAUGAAGGCUAUUGAGCAUUUGGUUUCAGGAUCAAUGCAGAAGAAAUCAACUCGGAGGUGGGAUGAGGAUGAGUCAAUUGUAGAACUUGCAACAGAUGCCCCUGAUCAUCCAAGCCCGGUUUCAGUUCUUGAUGCCUCAGUGUACAAAUAUGAUAUGCCGUCCCCAGUAAGGCUUAUAUCCAAUGCUCAUAAAGCUGGUGAUGCUCAAGAAUCUAAAGAAAAUGAGCAUACAGAUCAGUGGAACCGUGCAGAUGGCUUCUUAGUUAACCACACAGGAAAUGGAGAGAUCAACCGCGAGAAAUUGCAAAGCAUAGAUCGCCUUGUUCAAAAGCUCAGACAGCUAAACUCAAGUCAUGAUGAAACUAGAAUCGAUUACAUAGCUUCCCUUUGUGAAAAUACAAAUCCAGACCACAGAUACAUCUCUGAAAUACUAUUAGUUUCAGGUCUAUUACUGAGAGAUCUGAGUUCUGAAUUGCUGACAUUUCAACAUCACUCAUCAGGUUAUCCCAUUAACCCUGAGUUAUUCCUAGUGUUGGAGCAAACCAAGUUAAGUACUUUGCUUUCAAAAGAAGAAAAAGUUGCUUACAUGAAGCUAAAUAUAAAGAAGUUUCACAGGAAACUCAUCUUUGAUACUGUGAAUGAGAUUCUUGGUGUAAAAUUAGGCUCUUCUCUUGACCCAUGGAUGAGGCAUAAACGGACAAAGAAAAUCCUCAGUGCACAAAAGCUGCUUAAAGAACUUUGCUUUGAGAUAGAAAAACUUCAAUCUAAGAAGCUAGAAUGUAGUUUAGAAGAUGAAGGGGAUGGACUAAAAAGUAUGCUGUGGGAAGAUGUGAUGCCUCACUCAGAAAUGUGGACAAAUUUCCAUGGUGAAAUACCUGGGUUUGUGUUGGAUGUUGAGAGAAUGAUAUUUAGGGACUUAGUUGAUGAGAUUGUGAUCGGUGAAGCAGCUUGUUUGAGAGUGAAGUUGGGUAGGCGCCACAAGCUAUUUGGAAAGUAGUUCAAUCCUUUUGUUACCUUUUUCGCUAAUCUAGAAUCCAUCAAUUUAUUGUCAUUUACGUAUAAUUUUUUUGUAUC